GGCUGCUGCGGUUUCGUGCGCACUGUAAAGUGGUCACGGGGUGCUGGCAAGGGGGAGGAUUGCCGAGUGAUGUUGUACAGUUCGGGGUUCCACUCCCUCCUCACCACCGCAGAUUCUCGCCGCCGGACGCGACAGGAAGGGAGGAAGCUCACGAGCGUCAGUGAAGCUACAUCAUCGGUGGCCGCCUCCUUGUGAUCGCUUCCUCAUCAUUAACCAUUCAAACUCGUGGCCGGAACAUCACAGUUCAGAUCUCAGAAGCAAAGCAGGAUUGAGCCCAUAUGGUGCUUGGAAGGUUACCAGCAUCCGAGCCAAGUUGUCAUGUGAUGCUUAGAGGGACAUUUUCUGCAUACAAGUUUGUUGGCCACAAAGUGCCGAAAUGUAAUUUUCAAGACAUCCCGAGAGCCAUCGGCACGGCCUCUCACUCACACAAUCUGAGUGUUGCGUGCAGCCGUGCUGGGCGGCGCCGACCGUUGCUGGGGCUGGCGGUGAUGCAGCGCGCCUCCCCUGUUGCCGCCGCCCCCCCGGCACUCACCGCGCCGCGCCGCCGCAUGCUGCUCGGGGUCUUCAUCCUCCUCCUCGUCGACAUCAUCUGGGUCGCCUCCUCUGAGCUCACCUGGUAUGCUUUCCGCACAUUUGAGAAGCCCUUUUUCAGUACAUUUGCCAAGACUUCCAUGUUUGUGGUCUACCUACUUGGGUUCCUGCUCUGGAAGCCAUGGCGCCAGAAGUGCAUGCAGGGGGUCUGCUUGGCGCACAGCGUUCCGUUUAUUGAGACGGAUGUUGGGUGCAUCAGCACCAAAAGCCGCAGUGAAGCCAGCGCUAAUUCCUUGUUGGGUGAACCACUGUACAUGCCCGUGAAUUUUAAUGACUCCAGUGGAGAACAAAGCAGCAGCGUUGAGGGCAAUGAUACAGAAGAUCCUGCAGGCGACGCCAAGAGGCCACGCGUGCGCUUCAGCAAGCUGACGGAGGUGCGGCAGCUGCCGUCGAGGGAUGCGCUGGCUGCCAAGCUGUCGCGCAUGUCCUACUGGGCCGGGAGAGACCACGAGGCGGCCAUACGGGCCGCGGGCAAGCUUCCUGUGGGCCAGGUCGCCAAGAUCAGCCUGCUGCUAUGUUUUGUGUGGUUCAUGGCCAAUUUGUCCUUUCAAACAGCACUGGUAAAAACCCAGGUCGCCAUUGUGAACAUUCUCACCUCUACGUCUGGUCUGUUCACGCUGGUGCUGGCUGGUGUGUUCCCCAGUAACAGCGGAGAUCGCUUCACUCUCUCAAAACUGUUGGCUGUUGGCCUCAGUAUUGGUGGCGAGGUGCUGGUGAGGGUGUCUCUCAGCACACAGCCAGGAGACAAACAAGAGCUUGGCUUCGUGUGCUCUUUGGCGGGCGCGGCACUCUACGCAGUGUACGUGGUGAUUCUCAAGAGGCGGGUAGAGAGGGAGGACAAGGUGGACCUGCCCAUGUUCCUUGGCUUUUUGGGAUUGUUCUGCAUGCUGUUCUUUUGGCCGGCGUUCUUCCUGCUGCAUUACACGGGGCUGGAGCCAUUCGAGCUUCCUAGCCGCACAGUCUGGCUCUGCCUGCUGCUCAACGGCAUUCUGGGCACUGCCAUCACUGAGGCUCUCUGGCUCUGGGGCUGCUUCUUGACGUCAUCGCUCAUGGGAACUCUGGCGCUCAGCCUCACUGUACCCCUGGCUGUCUUAGCCGAUAUUUGCUUCAGGAAGGUGCAGUUCACGUGGCUCUUCUUCCUGGGCUGCACACCCAUCUUCCUGGCAUUCGCGGCAGCGGCAACGCUCUGCCACUACAACAAUUGGGACCCCGCCACAGUGGGCCUACGCCGCAUCUUCGCUUUCCUGUGCCGGCGGCAGCGCAUGCAGAGGACGAGUGACCCCGAGCAGUGUGAGAGCCUCAUCCCCCUGCAGACGGUGCCAGCUCCCGGAGGCAGCCGCGCAUGACGCCAAGUGACGCUCAAACAAUGCUGAUACCUCACCCUAACACUCACGCUGCAGCCACAACUCUCAACUUGGAUGCAGAGCUGUUCCGUGUUAUGUUGGAUGGGCGGAUGGGCAGACGUGCGGGCGGGAGAGGACAAACCAAAAAUAUAUUCCCUCCUCUUGAAGGACUGCUCCAGUAGCAAAAAAUGCCAAAUUAUAUAUAUAGAUAUAAAUGUGCGCGUGUGUGUAUAUAUCUACAGUAUAUAGAAAAAUACUUUCAAUCAAAGUGAGCGACUCGGUGCAUUACCUUCUGAUGAAUAAUAUUCAGCAAGUUAUUUAUUUAACAAUUUAUGUAAACAAUCGAGUCGAGCAGCAAUAACUUCGUAUAUAUAACAUGGUAAAUUAACCUGGAAAUGCUGCUUUUUUUGCCAACUACGAAUUAAAGUUGAGUGGUAAAACAUUGCUGAAGAAUUGAAGAACAUUGACAGUUAAAAAAAUAAAACAUUCUUAGGUAAGUCUCAAAAUACUAUCGUUUUAAGCUUAGUGAAACAAGGUACAGUAUUGUCACCAUUUUUUCUGUUAAGUAUAAGGGUUUUUUUUUUCAUUAGUUUAGCUGGAGCAGCCUUUUAAGACCUGGUACACUGGAAAAGGAGAGCAAAUGGUGCUUAAUCUUUAUGGUAUAUGUUAAUAUUUGUUUGCAGUGUCGAAUAUCUUCCUGGAAAUAUAACUGCGAGAUACAUAAACAAAGAGCCUUUUCGAUGUUUUAACAAUAGAUGUCUUAAUUAUUUUAAAGACUUCAAUCUAGACUGCUUGAUUUAAGCUGUGCAGACUUACCAUAUAAUUGUCAACAUGGCUUUUAUUUUUACGUGAGGUGCUAAUCUGGUUUUACUCUUAUGAAUAUCUGUACAAGUAAAUUUAUACAUCGAUAUAUUAAUACGCUGUGACUAGCACCCAUUGUCACACUGGCAUUUUAGAGUUUGCUUUUGCUUUUUUAAUACUAGCGCAUUGUAAGAUGAAGUGGAAUAACAUCCUCAGGUUUAAAUUUCGAUUUAAAGCUUUCGUGACUGCAGGGAUUCAUCUUCUUGGUUCUUUCGGUAAAGUCACGUAGAAGGGAAAUAAUAAAAUAACAAAAAUAAAACAUAAAACUAUUCUGUCUUUCCGACAGACCUGUUCUUCACCUGAGGAUGGCUACUUGCGUUGUGGCCGAAACGUCGUGAGAAUUGUAUUUUAUUAUGUUUUAUUAUUUUCCUUCUACAUGACUUUACCGAAAGAACCAAGAAGAUCCUCAGGUUUGUAGUGUAUAAUACCAUCACUGCCUGCAGGAGAUGGCACAAUUUCACGUGCAUGUAUUCACGAUUCACAUAACUGUUAAAACAACUGGGAAAUGCGUUCAUGUUAAGAUGAUUCAAGUACCUCCUGAGAAACUGAAGCCAUGUUGAUUACUGCGACAGCAGAGUCCAACGUGUUUUCUCUUUUUGUGAAUAAUUUUGCCGAUGUAAUAAUAUGCUACAUUUGAUGGUUGACAUGCACUCGUUUUUAUUUUUUAAAAGAACCAUGGUAUACUCUUGUACACCAUAGUAUUUUACGUAAUUGUACUUUGUUCACAGUAUACCAUGGAACUUUUAUAUAACGAGGAUUUAUUGUUAAGGUUUACAGGUUUUUUUUUUACAUUUUAUGGGAGCUCAUUAAAGAUGGUGAUGUGCUUUGGCCUUUCACAAUAUAUUCUUAUAAUGGGAUUGUGUUUUUCAAGACUGUUUAUCUCCUGAUACUUUCGUGUUUCUAGAAAUGUGGUGAUAUUUAAUUAGUAGGUGGUGUAUAGCUGAAGGAUGGGGUGCACACACGUUCAAAAGCUUCUGGCUCAAUUUUACCAAAAUUGUGCAAUUAUUUAAAUUAAAUCUGCAUAUCCUCACUCAACACAAAUGAAUGUCGUUAACCUUCCUUUGAACUGCAAGCUGAAUGGAAUGUUGGGAAAACAUGUUCUCGUCUGAGCACACGAGGAGGAGUUUAGUAACUUAAUGACUGGAUAUUUUCAUUUGCUUUGUAAAUAUACUUCUUAAGGUGUUUAAGAUGUCACUGAAUGGUCAGCUUCAGCAAAAGCACAAGUCGGAAUAUUUGUUUGCUUAUAUCCACGAUGCCUUGCUCAUGCUGGUAUGAUCACAGCAUUUGUAAUAUUGUGAUCCACAAUUUUUUAAGUUAAAUAGCAUUCACUGCACUUGGAAUAUGAGAAUUCAACGGUAAAAUGAGCUAAAACCCAGUUAUUUGAUUAAAUGUUCAACACAGAAUGAUGUUCUAAAAGAACAGUCCUUUGUUGAAUACAAACACUGUAAGAUUACAUGUAAUUUAGAUGAUAACAAAACCAAGUUAUUGCUGCUUUUUAACCUAAAAAGUGAUGUUGCUGCAUUGCCUUAAAUUCCUAAAAUUCAGAAGUAAUGUCAUGAAAUGUGACAGACUAUUGUAGGAGUAUGCUGCUGUGAGACAAUGUCCUGUUUACUUCCCCACUAACCCUGUGCUGCAACUUCAUGGAAGAUGCUUGUUGACCGUGAGUCUCAAUCUGGACUUGCCUUGUACCAACCAUGUGGUCUUAUCCGAUUAAUAAUACACAUGUUUCAGAAAGCAGUCUUUAACUGAUUCACAGUAAAAGAGUGGGUUCAACAAGAGCUCUUAUUUUCAUCUCGGUGUGCACAGUUGGCAGCUCAACUAAGUUAUAAAACUAGGAAAGUGGAUGUAUAAGAUGUAACACGGUUUUAGAUCACACUGGCCUGCCUUCCUGACUUAUGGACACCACAAAAUUGUUAACACGAUUCAUGAAAACUUAUAAUUGCUAUUUUAGGUAUCUAGUUUCAGGAAUGGAUUGGUCUCAGUGUGCUGGCCCUGUAGCACAAAGUAACAGCUAUGGACUGGCUGUUAUGAUUAUCGUUAAGGAUAAACCAGUAUAUAUUGCUGCUGUGUUGUAUUGCUUAUUAUCGGCCACAAUUUUAAAUGUAAAUAGAUGUUGUUACUUUGGGUUCAUAAUGCAUGUGAAAAUACAGAAGCUGUGUUUGCAUUCUCUAUUGUGCAGGCAAUUAAGCCCAGUUGGUAAUAAAUUACUAGAUCAGGUAUUUAAAUAUUACAUCAGCAUUGUAAGCAAGCUGGGUAGAAAUGCUUAUAAUCUCCCCAAAGCUUCCAGUCUCUCCCAAAAAUGGUGUUUUACUAAGGUAUUGGAAUGUGCCAUUUUUUUAUUAAAUCUCACUACGUGUUGUUUUGAUGCGUUUUUAUACCUAAUGGCCAUCUUAGGCUUUGGACAAUACCACUGAAAGUAAGCAUACGCUGUUGGGGCAUAACCAUUGUGAGCAAACCGGUACACUGAAAGAUGGGCACAUUUAAUGGUGUGUAGCCAUGUACAUAUUGAAUACAGUAUUGCACACGUUAACAAAUGCACAAAACUGAAGUUCAAAGAUUGAGUCACUGAGCUAGAAAAAAAACGUUAUUCGUUUUGCCCGGAUGAUGGUGGUAGCAUCCAUUGCUUUUUGUGAUACGACUGCCAAUAUUGAAAGCCUGGCUAGAAUUAUCUGGCCUAAUUACAUUCCAGGGUUCUGGACUCGACCCUUAAAGUCAGUGGUUUUCAAUCUCCCUGUGCUCGCCCAUAAAUAAUGAAUGUUUCAAUUUCCAGUAACCACGUUUGUAAAUUCGAUAUUUUAUUAUGGUUCUCAAACAAGAAAAUCAAACAUCACAGCAGCAGUCAUUUAAACAAUGUACUGUAACAUUUUGCAAGGAAUCCUUAAUUUUUUUUUCUCUCGAAUGCAACAUUGAAAAUAUUAUUGAAAUGUGAUUGCUUUAUAACAUUUAAAACUCUUGAACAUUGCCCCUUUAGCAGAAAAGUAUGCGUAAUAUAAUCAAGAAGGUGCCUAUAACAGUGGUAAACUGGACAAAUGAGGCAUUCAUAUUUCGUCAUCUGCAUACCCCAAUGCCUCCAAGGUUUUGAAUGAGCAAUAUCACCAGAUACGUUCUUUUAUAAGCAUUAUUCAAAGUGUACUUAGUGUUGAAAUUUGUUUAUCAGCACUUUCAUAAUAUGCUCCUUUGUCAGUCCGCUGCUGGAUGAAGGCUUCCCCAUGUUGUUGGUUAUGGGGGUUUUUUGGCCAUGGUUGAAUCAAAUAUUACUUUGACACAAAUGUAUAUGAAGCACAGCUGAUGUUUUUCGGCAAGCUGAUGUCACCAACUGGGCACCAACAUUUUCCGAUUGAUAUAUAUUGUAGGCCUAAUUGUUACAUUGAAAUUUUAAUGCAUUGAAUGAUACAUGAAAAUCACAUCAGUUUAUAGACUGAAACAUCUGUGUUGCACAUUGGACAAAUUAUUUUGUGCUGGUAAAAAAAGUGUCUAAAAUAUCUGGAAAAUGGUAAGUAGUGCUUUGAUUGCGUAUACAUGGGUUUAUGUAAACCACUAUGCAGUUUUCUGCUUGCUGUGUGCCUCGCCAUAGGGGAUAUGGAUAUGACACUGGAGAAUGUAACGAUUCACUUCCCAACCCCACCAACAAUGCAAUUCAUCUUGAUAAUUUGGGAUCUUAAGUCAAGUAUAUUUUUAUUAUCUUGUCCAUCUUAUUUUUUCCAGCUCAAUUAUUUUGGUGUACUCUUCGCCUUAAAAAUAAUUGGUAUCUAAUAACUACAUUCUUUACAUUUAUUUUUAGUCAUCAAUUAUUAUAGAUGCUCAAUUCAAUGCACGCACCUUAAAAUUAAGACUUUACUUUAAGCUGUCACUGAAUCGUUAGAUGUUUAACCUCGUCUAAUAAAACUCAACCAAGAAAGUUAACCACCAUCACAGUGGAAGACCAUGGUUCUCAAGUUAAGUGGCCGUUUUGGAAAUAAAAAGAUGAUUUUUAAACUGCUGUUUUUAGUUAUCCGAAACAUUCAUAAUGAAAGAAAUAAAAUGGGAAUUUAUAAAAAAAUAUACAAA
Messenger RNA from Lethenteron reissneri (Far Eastern brook lamprey), 6842 nucleotides. It is a transcript of the gene SLC35F5, whose product is annotated as solute carrier family 35 member F5. The record is from RefSeq and is a predicted model, not a curated record. NCBI's taxonomy places the organism in Eukaryota, Metazoa, Chordata, Hyperoartia, Petromyzontiformes, Petromyzontidae. Gene Ontology annotation, cellular component: membrane.